UUAAAAACCUUGGGUUUGAUUUUUCAUCUAUUUUCGUUCUAUACGUCAAAAAGUGUAGUGCAUUACGAAUUUUGUGAUAUAAGUUCGAGAUUUUUUCGUUAAUUUGGCUCUGUAGUGAAGAGGAGGCAAUGAAUUAUCAUAUGGGAAAAUAAUGACAAUAUCAAUGAAAGAACAAGAACAGAUGCCCGGGGAGAUGACAUUCCCCGAGGCAAAGUUAAAGGCACUGGAGGAGAAGAUCUCCCACCCAAGAUGGGUUGUGCCUGUCCUACCAGAGCAGGAGCUGGAGGCAUUGCUGAUAGCUGCCACUGACCUUGCAGCUAAAGGGGAGGAUGUGAACAACCCAGCCUGUCAGCGGUUUUACAGCGACGCUCUGACAGUAUCAUUCACGAAGAUCCUGACAGACGACGCGGUGUCGUCAUGGAAGAACAACAUCCAGCAGUGCGUGCGCUCCAACUGCGAGAAACUGGUCAAGCUGUGUGCUAUCAAAUUAGACGACCCCCGAUUUUUGCAUUUACUCUCCAUGGCUUUCAAUCCCAAUAACAAAUUCCACACUUUCAAUGCGUCGCGAACAAGCGAGGGUCUAUCAGUAACAGCCAACCCCACGCCGGCGGGGCAGGGUUCCACGCAGGAGGCGGAAGUGUUCGCCAAAUCGCAGGACCACCGUACGCCCCGGGGGUGGUUGGUUCAUCUUAUCAAUGUAUUUGGUCAGGCUGGUGGAUUUAUACGAUUGAGAGUACGAUUCGACGCAAUUAUGGGAUUUCAAAAACCAGACUUAACAACAUCUGUGAAUUCUGAAGAAAAAGUCACUAAUGAGAUCACAGAAAAAGUGUCUGAAGAAAACAAAGUAAACAGUGUCGAUAGUACAGACAGUGUGCAAGUGAUUGCUGAAAGUAGUGAUUGUUCAACCCUGACGCGAAGUGAGCAGCCGUCUUCGCUAGAACAGUCGACGAGCGGUGAAACCCGAGUGGCAGCCGUAUGGCAACUGCUCAGGCCUCUGGGCCUCUGUCACGACCUCCUUACACCGCAUUGCGUCACUACAUAUCUUCUACCUGUACUGGAAUGUAUUCCAACUCUUCUUGAAAGUCUAACUGAUGAAGAGCUGAAAAGAGAAGCUCGCGGCAGUGAAAAUAAGACUGACACAGUAUCCUGUUUGAUACGAGCUUGCAAGUGUGUGUCUGUGAAGACCCCGCAUCACCACAGCUUACUUAAAUCUUUGGAAAUGUUUCGUCUAAAAAUGAUUCUGCGAUUAUUACAAAUGUCGUCGUUCAACGGGAAGAUGUCGGCGUUGAAUGAAAUCAAUCAGCUCAUCAGUACAAUAUCUCAGCAGCCAAAACCGGAGUGGCUCACGCCAGCUGUUAUUACGAGUUGGAUAAGGGAGAACAAAGUAGUAGAUAUAGUGUUACGUGAUUCACUGCACCAGCCCCAAUACGUGGAUAGGCUAGAGAAGAUGCUUAGGUUUAUGAUAAAAGAGAACUCGCUGACUAGAGACGACUUGGACGCGAUAUGGAAAGCUCAGCACGGAAAACAUGAGGCUAUCGUGAAGAAUCUUCACGACUUACUCGCCAAACUUGCCUGGGACUUCACUCCCGACCAACUUGACCACCUAUUCGACUGUUUUAAGGCAAGCUGGGCUACAUCUAGUAAGAAACAAAGUGACAAAUUGCUAGAGGUUAUAAGAAGACUCGCAGAAGACGAUAAAGACGGUGUUAUGGCAAAUAAAGUAUUGGUUCUCUUCUGGAACCUAGCGCAUUCAGAUGAGGUUUGCACGGAGAUAAUGGACGUGGCGUUGGCAAAUCUUAUCAAAAUUCUCGAUUAUAGUUGUAGCCAGGAUCGUGAUGCACAGAAAACUCUAUGGUUGGACAAGUGCGUGGAGGAAUUAAAAACGAAUGAAAAGUGGGUGUUGCCAGCGUUGAAGAUGAUGCGCGAGAUCUGCUGCCUGUACGAGGCGGGCGGCGGCGCGAGCAUGCGGCCGCACGUGACGCGCCAGGAGCUCAUUGACCGCCUGCAGACGCAGCACUCGCUCGUCAUACUAGUCACUGACUCGCUCACACACUACAUGGACGGCGUGCGAAAGAAGCUCAUAGAGGAAGGCGAAAUAGAUUGGGAGAAUUGGCUUCCUGACGGCAGAUAUCCACACGCGGCACAAGUCCACGAGCGAUUGAGUUUCCUCAGGUUUCUGCUCAAAGAUGGACAAUUGUGGUUAUGCGCUGAGCAGGCCAAACAGAUAUGGGUGUGCCUCGCGGAGCGGCCGGCGCACCUGGGCGACCGCGAGGCCUGCUUCCGGUGGUUCAGCAAACUGAUGGGCGAAGAACCUGACCUGGACCCCAACAUCAACCUGCAUUUUUUUCGAAGAAACAUUAUGACACUACCUCCGAAUCUAUUAACCCAUGCUGGUAUCAAGUGUUUUGAAAGGUUUUUCAAAGCUGUGAACUCCAAAGAAGGGAAACUAAAAGUAAAACGACGAAGCUUUUUACUUAACGACGCUGAUCUCAUAGGAUUAGAUUAUUUAUGGAGGGUGAUAACGGAGUGCGAGGACGACAUAUCCGCGCGCGGCAUCGAGUUGCUGCGUGAGGUGUGCACGUGUGUGGGCCCGCAGCUGUCGUCGGCGCACCACCACGAGAACUUCCUCACGCAGUGCUGCGCGCGCACGCAGCGCCUGCAGAAGGAUAUGGAGCUGCAGGAAGAUGCCACAGAAAGUUGUACAAGGAUGUGUAGAGUAAUUCGUGCCAUACAGGAAUAUGUAAAUGAAUGUGAUAGAAGAUUCUCAUCAGAGCGACAGAUCCUGCCGAUCUACCGGUCGGGCAGGGGGCGGCAAUGUACAAUAAUAGUCAGAUUCAAUUUUCAAACAGGCCAAAGACAAAUUGAGGACAUUGAACUCUUUUCACACUCCAACGAAACGUUGCAUUCGUUGCGAUCUGCGAUCCAAAGAAGGCUUAAAUGUGCUUCAGAUAGUAAUAUAAAAUUAGAAAUGUUUAUAAAUAAAUUAGAACUGUAUGUAAACGGCGAAUUAUUGGAUUCAAGCCACGAUCGGAAAAUAUUAUCACAAAUUCCCCUGAGAGACAAGACCGUGAUUGUUGCAAAGGUGUACGACGGGCAGGUAUGUGGGAGCGGGGGGUGCGGCUCCUCCAACGAAUCAAGUAGUGACUCCAGCACGUCGUCCCCGCCACUGCCUCCGACGCCCGAACACGCACUGCCUGGCGUUCUGUUUUCUCAAGGGUCCUGGUAUAUUCCCUUCAUAUUGGAUCUAGAACACGUUGGCAUCACAAAAGGGCAUGGUCCACUCACAGAAGCUGCUCAUUUACUCACACAAAUAAGCCCGGCUCAUAAACAGACGAUGGAGAAACUAAGCGAAGCGCUUUUAUGUCGGGAUGAUUCAAAAUUGCGUGAUAUGCUCUACGGUCCUGCGCCGCCUACUGUAGCGUAUAAUGUAGAGGUUUUAUACAGCAUGGUGAUGCCUUCCUCGGACACAAGGUUGGAACGCAGCCGCAGUUUUCAACUCGCCUGCGUUAAGAAAGCCCCACUACUUGUACAAUGCUUAUCGGACAAAGACUUUUUAAAUAAUGCUGCACCUCAUACUAGAAGGGUCGGUUAUUUGGCACUAGUCAGAUUAGCCAAACUGUCUCUAUUUACAUUAGGACAUUUAUUUGAAAUACUCGCUCCCGAUGGUGCAGAAGUGACACUUGACAAGGAUUUUAGAAUGGACGUGACUAUUUUGAGAGAGGCACUUCAAACUGUACCUAAUCACAGCUGUGAGCUAAUAGUUAAAGCUAUUGCUGAGAAGUUGGCAAACGCUUUAGGCGAACAGGUUAUGACGGCGGGCGAAGAGAGUGAAUCCGUGUCAUCGCUUGUAUGGUGGCGCGUUCCGACCGCGGCGACAGUGCGGGCGUUGUACGCGCUGGCGUACUCAGUCGCCCAACCGUCUGAAAUGAGCGGAAUGGUUCAUCCGGAUGACGUCAUACUGGUUCGCGAGUGUAUGGAAGUGGUGACGAUAUGCAUGGCUCUCGGCGGUGGCCACUUAGAAGCCCUGCUCCACGAGUCGUGGUGGCAGGACACUGCUCUCUAUCUGAUGAUUGACUGCCCCAAUCCACAGGUUCGAGUAUCAUGCGCAGAGCAACUGCUAGCGAUGUGUGCAUGGGGUGGCGGGGACGGCGCGCGGGCGGCGCUGGUUGCGUUGGGCGGCGCGGGCGUGGCUGGCGCGGCGGGUGCGGCCGGCGCUGCGGGCGCGGGCUCGCGCGCCGCGGGCGGCCCGCGCCUGCAGCGGCACGCGAGGCACGCGCAGCAGUUCCUGCAGCUGCUAUGCCGCCUCGUCUCGAUUGCCGGACCCACUGCUCGGACUCUCGAUGACUUGGCUGAAGAGGUUGCUUGGUUACGUGCGGUUCGCGCUAAACCGGAGACCUUAGACGAUACUUUACUAGAAGGACAUCUCAACCUCACUAAGGAGCUGUUCACGCAUGUACCGGCGCAGAUCAAAUACCAAUACGGCGCGCAUCCUGAACACAAAGACUCGGGGUUGAUCAAAGAGGUAACGACGGAAUUCUUAUGGCCGUACUCGUGGGCGUGGUGCCGCAUGGGCGAGGGGGAGGGCGAGGGCGACGCGGUGACGGAGCCGCCGGCGCCGCUGUGCCGCUCGGGGGGCGCCGCCGCCGCCGCCACCGAGCUGCUGCUGGCGCUCGUACACGCCUGCGUGCCCAACAUGGCCGCGCUCGCGCACUUGCUCGAUAUCAUGUUCUACUCCGACAAGUGUAUGCCGCUGUCAGAGUGGGAGUACAUGCCGUGCGUGGGCCCGCGGCCGCCGGCGGGCCUGGUGGGGCUGAAGAACGCCGGCGCCACCUGCUACAUGAACUCCGUGCUGCAGCAGCUGUACUGCGUGCGCGCCGUAAGGGACGCGCUGCUCACUGUACAAGGUGCCGCUACAGACCCAAACGAAGAUUUUUCGGGCGAACUUCAACAUCACACGAUCGUGGAAAAUAAUAUUGAGAGUAACAACGAUUACAACAUAAUGAUUUUAAAGCAAGUGCAGGCGAUAUUUGCUCACUUACACUACAGCAAACUCCAGUAUUAUGUUCCUAGAGGCUUGUGGGCGCACUUUAGGCUGCAAGGCGAGCCAGUGAAUCUGCGUGAACAACAAGAUGCAGUAGAGUUUUUCAUGUCAUUGGUGGAAUCUUUGGACGAGGCUCUGAAGUCAUUGGGCCAGGAACAGCUAAUGGCAAAGACUAUGGGUGGAACAUACUCCGACCAGAAGAUUUGCAAAGGCUGUCCUCACAGGUAUUGCAAAGAAGAACCUUUCAGUGUAGUGUCGUUAGACAUCAGGAACAUGUCUCGUUUACAAGAGUCGUUAGAAGCGUACGUGAGGGGGGAACUGUUAGAAGGUGCUGACGCUUAUCAUUGCGAUAAAUGUAACAAAAAGGUGGUAACAGUAAAGAGGUUGUGCCUGAAUAAACUGCCGCCAGUACUAGUCAUUCAACUAAAAAGAUUCGAAUAUGACUUCGAAAAAGUGUGUGCAAUAAAAUUCAACGAUUACUUUGAAUUCCCACGGGAGUUGGACGUGGAACCUUACACAGCGUGGGGUCUAGCGCGAGCAGAGGGCGACGCCACACUAUGGGAGGGCGGCGAGGAGCGCACGCCAGAGACACACUACCAGCUCAGCGGCAUCGUGGUGCACUCAGGACAAGCCUCUGGAGGACAUUACUACUCAUACGUGCUGCUGAGAGACAAUGGCAGCGAGACAGGCCGGUGGGUGAAGCUGGACGACGGCGACGUGUCUGAGUGCGCCAUGCACGACGACGAGGAGAUGAAGGCGCAGUGUUUCGGCGGCGAGUACAUGGGCGAGGUGUUCGAUCCUAUGUUAAAGAGGGUCUCCUACAAGCGGCAGAAGCGAUGGUGGAACGCGUACAUGCUGUUCUACACGAGGAAGGACACCAUUGAAUCUAGUCUCGAAAACGCCAUGAAGAACUUGACGCUCAAGGAAAGUGCCAUACCACGUCCUAUCUGGCAGUCGGUACGUCGCAGCAACAUCGCGUUCUCGCACAACCAGGAUCAGUUCAGUCUGGAGCACUUCAACUUCAUGAAGAAACUUUGUUGCAUGCGGCUACAAUUGUUGCCGGGCUCCCAAAAUGCUGUUUGGGGUCCAGAGCACGAAGAAAUGUCAAUGCUAGCCGUUCAGUUGGCAUCAAAAUUCUUGUUCCAAGUUGGCUUCCACACAAAGAAGACGCUGCGCGGCCCAGCUGCUGACUGGCACGAUAUUCUAUGUCAACACCUAAGGUGCUCACAAGCAGUCAGAGAGUGGUUCGCGAGUGACCUUUUCAAACAUCCACACAGGUUAUGCGACUAUUUAUUGUCGUGUCCAUCAGCUGAAGUUCGAGUGGUGUUCAUGAAAAUCAUCGUCUUCUUAGCGCACUUCUCUAUUCAAGACCCACCAGUGCCAUGUGGUUAUGGGUCGUGGACAUCGCGCGAAGAAGCGCUGUCGCUGUCAGACCAGCUACUGUGCGCGGCGCGAGCACUGGCCGCGCCGCAUCACUCGGACACGCACGCACACAGGCACCUGCCGCUGCUGUUCAACCUAUUCCACGCCUACGCCGCGCUUGGUAUCACCGAGCGACAUCAGCUGCUUAGGUUAAAAAUCCUGGACAUCGUGUUGUCAGUUUGCAUGGACGACACGUCAUCUACAAUUGGCAAAUAUCAGUAUCCUGAAUCUGCCAAAGUUCAUCAGGUGGUAUGCGUACUAGUGCGGUGCUGCGACGUGAGCGCUCGCUGCCAGUCGGCCAACGCGGCUGAGGGCGCGCUGCCGCUGCCCAACCCGUACGCCGACCCGCCGCCGCAGCCGCCCGCCAGCAGCGCCAACCGCCCGCUGCUCUCCACCACCGCCGCCGACAUACUCUACAACCGGAGCGGCACAUACAUGAAAAAACUCACAGAAGAGUGUUGCGGGUGUGAAGAAGGCAUCAGACUGCUUCAGUUCCUGUGCUGGGAGCACGCGGGCUGGUCUCGCAUGGCGUUGGCGGAGUUGCUGUGGCAAAUGGCGUAUGCGUACUGUCACGAACUGCGCCGCCACGCCGACGCGCUCACCGCGCUGCUGCUUAUGGAAGACUCGUGGCAGCAUCACCGCAUUCACAACGUUAUCAAGGGCGUAUCAGAAGAGCGUCCAGGCCUACUGGAGACUGCAGCGCGCGCGCGCGGCCACUACCAGAAGCGCGCGUACGCGUGCGUGAAGCUGGUCGUGGGCGUCAUGUGCCGCGCGCCCGCCGCCGUGCGCGCCGUGCACGCGCAGCCCGACGCGCGCCGCCGCUGGCGCCAGCUGCUGGCCUGGCUGCAGGACGAGCUCGACCGCAAGUAUGGGCCGGGCGGAUACGGCUCGUACGGCACCUGGUCGCCCCCCGGAACAUCCAACGAGACGUCCAGCGGAUACUUCCUCGAGAGAAGCAAUUCGGCCCGGAAAACUCUCGAAAAAGCGUACCAACUAUGUCCCGAAGAAGAAGACGAGGAGGAGGAGCCGCGCGAGGCGGGGUCGGCCGGCGAGGCGGGCGAGGGCUCCGGCUCGGGCGAGGGCGGCGAGGCGGGCUCCGACAGCGGCGACGAGGACGCGCCCGACGACCUGCCGGCCGCGCGCCGCGUGCCGCCGCCGCCGCCCGCUCCCCCCGCGCCGCCGGCGCCGCCCGCGCCCCCCGCACCGCCCACGCCCGGCACCGGGCUCUGAACGCCGUGCCUCUAGUCGCCGGGACGCAUCCGUCGCCGUCCCGCCUCCUAUUUAUUCUAUCGCUCCCGAUAUUGUACAUAGCGUUCGGGCUCGCGGUCACCGCGGUUCGUAGUGAUCUGAACACCGAGCGUCGCCGGAUCUAUGCUUAGCCGUAGUUUUGUUCUGUGAUGUUAACGAUAUGUGUAAAGUUCGUUUACGAGGGCAUUUAUGAUUAAGUAUUACGUCGAAGAUUUUCGUUUUCCGCCCCGUCGGCGACCGCUCUCGCGAUGUUCUUGCAUUCGAAGCGCCGCGUCGUGAAUGUGGCAUCGUCGCGCGAGCGUCGCGUACGUUUUAGUUAUCGCUUUAAAAGUACCAUAGUAUUUAUUUUUCUUAUAAGUUUGUAUUCAUAUUAAGUUUCAAUAGUUAGAUUUAUUUACUAUGUAUACAUAGUAUAUUGAAUGUUUUAAUAUGGUAAGGACGUAAUGUUUUAUUCUUAAUGUUGAAAACUAGCAGCAAUGUCGUAUUAACGCGAUCUCAUAUAUUGCUCCUCAUCGAAAAUGUCACUCGGAUCUAUAUAAAAGCGUAAAGCCAUAACUCGUGAGAACGAUCGUAGCUAUCUUCUGCUUGCCUUCACAUUCCUCGCACUUAUAUUGGUUUACAAAAUAUUGAUUACAGUGCUUAUUAUAUCUGUCUACUAAUUAUUAUAGAGCGACAAGGUUGCGACGCUUAUUGGAGGAGUUUAGACUUAUAUUGUCAGUUUACUGAAUAUUCUAGUAAGCCGAGGCUGGUUGGGAGUUAAAUAUGUAAUGUAGCGGUGUUAUAAAUAUAAAUUAACACGUACGUUUAAUGAAGCGGGAACGAGUGACGAUCAGUUUUUAAUAUAUUUUACUACGUGCAUUUUUAUACAUUUUUUUAUUUGUAGUAUCGAGAAAAUUGGCGUGCAUUAAUAUCACAAUUAGGUUAUCAUCUUAAAUAAAAUGCUAAGAGGGUGCUAUCUAAAGAUUUUUCAAACAGACAAUGAGCUAAACUGUAAAUUAUUCGUAUAAAGUAGAUUGCUUUUACAAUAAACCACAAAUGUGUGCAUGUUCCUUACUGCUACCACACGUGGCUUUGUUAGAGAUCGGCGGUUAUUAACAAUUAACAUUUUAAAUUAUAUUGCCUUAUGAAUUAAUUUCGAUUGUGAUUGUAGGAAUUAUGAGUAUGUUACGUAGAUUUUUCAUAAAUUAUUUUCAAAGAAAACCACUAACAACCUUUAGCUUGGAGUUUAAAAAUUUAAACCAAAUAUUAGAUAUCAAAUUGAAAGUUUUAGUCUGUAAAUGUAUUUUUCUCUUCUGAAUAGGAUGGACGUAAAUAAUAAAACAUGAUGACGCUCGUCAGUAUAAACUUGUAAACCAACUUAACUAUGUCAAGUUCGCGUUUACGAGCGCAAAGAAUUAGUUAUGAUAUGAACGAACAGUUUUACUAAUUUAGGAGAGUAUGUAAUGAAAUCGCGAUUACUGCAAUGCUUGUCAAUUACCUGCUUCGAUUUGUUAUGUUGUUGCUGAAAGUUCCACUUCGCUCAAAUCACUGUAUUGUUCUUGACAACAAACAUCAAUACAAGUCUCAAAAUGCAAAAUGACUGUACAUACAUUCAAUAUAGACAAUGGUUGUGGCCAGAACUUACGAUUUUGGCCUAACGUGACUUGUGUUACAAGGAAUAGAAUUUCAGUUUAUUUGCUAGAUGUUAUGAUGUAAUACAAACUUAGUUUUUAAUACAAUAGAAAUUGUAGAUAUAGGUAUAAACGACUAGUCUUACAGGAAAAUGUUGCCACUGCGUCAAUGUUCUGCUUUGUAAUAUAUGUUAUUUAUUUUUAUAUUUCGUGAACGGUUGUACGAUAUUUUCCUUCGUAGUGGUUAAAUCGCAUCAUCCAGGCUAUCAGGCAGCGCAUACUAAUCAAUGCCAGACCGACUAUAGGAGCUCACUGUACUGCCGCCACUCGCCGACAUCACUAUACACUAUUACUUCCAAGCUUUAACCACCGCUUUACUGUGAGUAUUUAUUAUUCUUCUCUUGUUGUUCUUCUAUUAGUGGUCUCUUGUGUGUAUAGCCUACUAACAAUAAAAACUUGGUCGUGCAGACCGUGUGCCUUAUGUGUUACUUUUGUUUGCUCAAUUCGCUUGCACCUGAUAGUCUGUGCGUUGGACUUUUAAUAAAUUUGUCAUAGAUAACGUUUCAUUUAAGAAUAUAAAAAGCAUUUGAUUUUAAUAUUUAAAAUACAGACGUAAUGCUUGAGAAUGAAUAAGAUGGCACUGUGAACAUUUUUCGAUUAACCGCUGAUUGUUGUUGAGGUUUUUACCAAAGAUGGGGGUUAUUGAUUGAAGGAAAUUGGUGGCCCUUUUCUUAAUAGCUUAAUAAUUGAAAUGUUUUGUAUCUUUUAUAAUAUAAAUGCAAAGUUAAAUGUUUUGUUGAAAGGAAAUGAAAUGUGAUUGAUCUUAGGGUUAGAUAGGUGAAAUAAGGGUGGAACUACGAAAACUACCAAAACACAUUGGAAUAUUGACUUCAUAGUUGCGAGUUUCAAAAGUUGUGUAAAUAUCGAUAUUAUAUAUAACCAGUGAUAUUGUACUUUCGACUUAUAACUACUUGCAAGAAUUGAAACUCGUAAGUGCUUGAUGCAUGUUUUAGUAGAACAGGCACUUGUCUCCGACAAUGUUUGACCGUUUGGACAUUGCCGCAACGUUUGAGGUAUGUGGCAGGAUACACGGUUAAUGUUCAGUGAUUUUGAACACGAAAUACAUCUCAUGCAAUUUUCGUCUGAACAGUGUAAAAUGUCUAAUUGAUAGAUUAUUAUAAGAUCAGUUGAGUUUUGUAUAACAUUUCUAUGGCAAAUAUUUAACGAAUGGCAUUUGACAUUAUACAAGAAUGCUUACCAAAAUAGCAUUCAUACAGAUAUUAUAAUAUUAAAAUCAAGAAAUAAACUCGAAAAUUUU
This is a messenger RNA of Pectinophora gossypiella (pink bollworm), 10639 nucleotides long. It is a transcript of the gene faf, whose product is annotated as probable ubiquitin carboxyl-terminal hydrolase FAF. Gene Ontology annotation, molecular function: cysteine-type deubiquitinase activity; cysteine-type endopeptidase activity. The transcript has 50 exons. Gene Ontology annotation, cellular component: cytosol; nucleus. Bases 152 to 7693 code for a protein of 2513 amino acids. The record is from RefSeq and is a predicted model, not a curated record. Gene Ontology annotation, biological process: protein deubiquitination; cell migration. Lineage: Eukaryota; Metazoa; Arthropoda; Insecta; Lepidoptera; Gelechiidae.